GUGAUAGAGUCACUGGGAGGUACAGAAGGAAUGGGUGGACAUACUGUAUCAGUGGGGCAGGAGUGACCAGUGGUGGGGCAGGGAGAAGCUGAUCCUGAUGCCCCCUUCUUAUCGGGGCUUGCUGACUGCAUUAUUCUGCAGCUAAGUAUUUCUGCGGCAUUCAAGUGCAAACUCCUACCUGCUCAGGCACGCCGCCAUGAUUCUCCAACGCCUCUUCCGGUUCUCCACGGCCCUACGGUCUACCCUUUCCCUUCAACUCCAGCGGAACAUCGGCUUCACGGCCAUUGCCUUCAACAAGACCAAGGAUCUCGACCCCAUCCAGAAGCUCUUCAUUGAUAAGAUUCGUGACUAUGACGUUAAAAGCAAGAAAGCUGGUGGCGUUGUUGAUGCUGGCCCAGAGUUUCAGAAGAACAUGGAGCAGGAGAUAACCAAGUUGCAGCGACUCUAUGGUGGAGGAGAUCUUGAGAAGUUCCCAGAUUUUAAAUUUGAGGAACCAAAAUUUGAAGAAGUCAGCAAGUGAUUAGUUUCCAGAAAAAGGAAUUGUCUUUUCGUUGUCGUUUCCCGAGGCUGUAAAAUUGUAAUUUAAUAAAUUCUCUUGGAUUACAAUCUUA
Molecule: messenger RNA, 611 nt
Organism: Hypanus sabinus (Atlantic stingray)
Lineage: Eukaryota; Metazoa; Chordata; Chondrichthyes; Myliobatiformes; Dasyatidae
Gene: atp5pf
Product: ATP synthase peripheral stalk subunit F6
Exons: 4
Coding region: 197-520 (107 amino acids)
Biological process (GO): proton motive force-driven ATP synthesis
Molecular function (GO): proton transmembrane transporter activity
Source: RefSeq, a predicted model, not a curated record